Messenger RNA from Aspergillus ibericus CBS 121593, 1744 nucleotides. Its product is annotated as PI-PLC domain-containing protein. The record is from RefSeq and is a predicted model, not a curated record. Gene Ontology annotation, molecular function: phosphoric diester hydrolase activity. Gene Ontology annotation, biological process: lipid metabolic process. NCBI's taxonomy places the organism in Eukaryota, Fungi, Ascomycota, Eurotiomycetes, Eurotiales, Aspergillaceae. Bases 305 to 1681 code for a protein of 458 amino acids. The transcript has 3 exons.
GUUCAGAUGAUGUCAAGGCGCUUAGAGAUGGGUUAGCCACCCAGGCCGUCUUACUCCCAUUUCCGCCCAUUCCGGGGCUGUUCCGGACAUCGUUGCAUGAAACAAGUGCUGGCCACAAUCAAGCAAGCCAAGCUUUCUUGCGUGCACCGCCGACGUCACCCAAACAUCCACAGCCUCCAUCUGGCAUCUGGGGAUGCGCAAUCCGUGGAGGGCCAAGAGAUCGGCCCGACUGAAGUGGCGAAGAAGAUCGGACAAUAAAACCUAGUCGCCGACUUCAUUAUUCUUCACAACGUGCACCUUCACCAUGGUUGCAGUCGCAUCUCUCUGGCUGCUGCUGUUGCUGCGGGGGAUCCUGCACGUGGGCGCCAAGAGCACGAGCGAAGUCACCUCCAUCUCCGAUCUCUCCUCCGAUUCCUCCUCAUCGACCCGUUCCGCAACCGACACCACCGCCUCGAUUAUCGUGAUCACCAGCGAAACCGCAGUAGCCGUUCCCACCGGCAGCUAUAUCAGCUACACUACCACCAUCACUGUCGCCGACAGCAUCACCCCGACCACCUUCGCAACCACCACCGCCUCGAAUACAACCAUAUCCACCAAUGGCACCACCACGGCGACCACCACCACGGAUACCGGGGUCGUGGUGACUGGUACCCGCGUCAGCAACAGCACCUCGACUGCCACUGCGACCACCCCGGCCAACUCACAACCCUGCAAUGGCUACACCGAGUUCUGCAGUAGACAAUACUCCAACAUCACCAUGGUGACUGCCCACAACAGUCCAUUCGUGAAGAAGAACAAUAUCGCCGCAAAUCAGGUCUACAAGGUCAAGACUCAGCUCGAUGAUGGAGUGCGCAUGCUUUCUUUCGAAGCACACUACUACGAAGACGACAUUUAUCUCUGCCACAGCUCUUGCGACCUCCUCAACAUGGGCACCUUAGAAGCCUACCUCACCACUGUGACCGACUGGAUCAAAGACAAUCCCUACGACGUGGUCACCAUCCUGAUCGUCAACUCCGAUUACGUCUCUCCAUGGAACGUCACCAGCUCUAUCCAGAACUCCGGUCUGAUCGACUAUGUCUACGAGCCGUGGAAGAUUCCCAUGAGUCUGGACGAUUGGCCCACUCUCUCCGAGAUGAUUUUGGAUGGCAAACGCGCCGUCGUAUUCAUGGACUACCAGGCCAACCAGACCGCCAUACCAUACAUCAUGGACGAGUUUACGCAGAUGUGGGAAACACCGUUCUCGCCAUUGAAUACCUCGUUUCCUUGCACUGUGCAACGACCACCGGGUAUCACUGCCGCGCAGGCCGAGGAUCGGAUGUACAUGAUCAACCACAACCUGAACAUCGAGAUUGAAUUCGAGGGGCUCGAUAUCUUGGUUCCAGACUCGGCACAGAUCAACGAAACUAAUGCCGUGUCUGGGUACGGGAGUUUGGGUUUGAUGGCGAACAACUGUCGGGCCAAAUGGGACCGACCGCCCAACUUCCUGCUGGUUGACUACUACAAUGAUGGCAACUUUCAAGGCUCUGUGUUCGAAGUCGCCGCCGAAAUGAACAACGUCACCUACAACGGGAAAUGCUGUGGAGGGUCCACGAGUGCGGGAUCGAAAACAGUCGAUGCAACAUAUACAUGGUUCCCCGUGCUUACUGUUGUCGGAGUUGGACUUUUUACCUUCGCACUGUGAUAUGGAUCUCAGGAGAUAGUAUAUAAUUGUCACGUAUGAUAUAUUUAUAUUUAACUACGGUUC